Molecule: messenger RNA, 2863 nt
Organism: Lacerta agilis (Sand lizard)
Lineage: Eukaryota; Metazoa; Chordata; Lepidosauria; Squamata; Lacertidae
Gene: TSLIG3A
Product: family with sequence similarity 98 member A
Exons: 9
Coding region: 181-1830 (549 amino acids)
Cellular component (GO): tRNA-splicing ligase complex
Source: RefSeq, a predicted model, not a curated record
UUGGCGGCGGCCCCCCCCUCGUGAGGUGAAAGGUCAGCCAAAGGGGGCCUUCCCCCUCUCCUCGCCCUUCCCCCACCUCCUGACAUGCCAACCCAGCAGUCGGCGGCGGAGCAGCUGCGCAAAAGGUUCUAGGUUUUUCCAACUCCCCUUUUCUUUUGUGCUCAUUUUGAAGCCCCGGAAAUGGAGUUUGAGCUCAUGGAGAAUGACAUCCUAGAGUCUCUGGAAGACCUCGGUUACAAAGGCCCAUUGUUAGAAGACGGUGCUCUGACCCAGGCAGCUUCUGGUGGGGCCAGUUCCCCUGAAUAUACUAAACUCUGUGCUUGGCUAGUGUCAGAGUUAAGGUUAUUUUGCAAACUAGAAGAGAAUGUGCAAGCAACUAACAGUCCUACCGAAGCAGAUGAGUUCCAGCUUGAAAUGAGUGGGUUACUGGGUGAAAUGAACUGCCCAUAUACAACACUAAUAUCAGGAGACGUCACCAAGCGCCUUCUCAAUCAGAAGAACUGCCUGCUGCUGCUCACAUACCUCAUCUCAGAACUGGAAGCUGCCAGAAUGCUCUGUGUGAAUGCUCCUCCCAAAAAAGCCCAGGAGGGGGGUGGUAGUGAAGUCUUUCAGGAGCUGAAAGGCAUAUGUAUUGCUUUAGGCAUGUCCAAGCCUCCUGCCAACAUAACUAUGUUCCAGUUCUUCAGUGGAAUAGAAAAAAAGUUAAAAGAAACAUUAGCAAAGGUUCCUGCAAAUCAUGUAGGAAAACCUUUACUGUCAAAACCAAUGGGUCCAGUUCAUUGGGAAAAAAUUGAAGCUAUUAAUCAAGCCAUAGCCAACGAAUAUGAAGUCCGGAGGAAAUUGUUAGUGAAGCGUCUGGAUGUGACUGUCCAGUCGUUCGGCUGGUCAGAUCGAGCAAAGAGCCAAACAGAGAAAUUGGCUAAAGUCUACCAGCCGAAGCGUGCCACCCUUACUACCAAAUGCGCUAUAUCUGUCGCUCACCUCUUGGCAGCUCGGCAAGACUUGUCAAAGAUUAUGAGGACGAGCAGCGGGUCCAUCAGAGAAAAGACUGCAUGUGCUAUUAAUAAGGUAUUAAUGGGCCGAGUUCCUGACAGAGGUGGCAGACCCAACGAAAUUGAACCUCCUCCUCCCGAAAUGCCACCGUGGCAAAAAAGGCAAGAUGGUCCUCAGCAGCAAAGUGGUGGAGGCAGGGGUGGCAGAGGUGGCUAUGAGUCAUCCUACGGAGGUCGUGGAGGUUAUGAGCAAGGGGGCCAUGACCGAGGAGGCCGUGGAGGAUAUGACCAAGGAGGCUACGACCGUGGCAGCCGUGGAGGGUACGACUCAUCCUAUGGAAGCCGUGGAGGCCAUGAACAUGGGGGUCACGAGCGAGGAGGGCGAGGACGUGGUGGCUAUGACUAUGGAGCCAGAGGGGGAGGCAGAGGAGGCUGGACUGAUGGUGGAGGAAGUGGCUAUCAAGAUGUCAACUAUAGGGAUAGUAACUACAGAGACGCAAGCUUUCAAACUGGGGGUUAUCACGGUGGUGGUGGCUAUCAAGGAGGUGGCUAUGGUGGUUAUCAAUCUUCAUAUUCAGGAAGCGGAUAUCAAGGUGGUGGCGGCAGCUACCAGCAAGACAACAGAUAUCAAGAUGGGCACUCCAGUGAUCGAGGUGGAGGCCGCGGAGGAGGCCGUGGCCGUGGCCGUGGCGGCCGUGGUGGGCAAGGUGGUGGCUGGGGAGGAGCAAGAGGUGCACAGAACUUUAAUCAAGGGGGGCAAUUUGAGCAGCACUUCCAACAUGGGGGAUAUCAGUACAAUCAGUCUGGAUUUGGACAAGGAAGACACUUCACAAGCUGAGGCUGCAAAAGCUUCCAUUUGGGCAGAGCUCAUGUAAUAGAUUUUCUAUGGUUUUCUUUCUGAAUUAGUACCAGGCCAUGUCAGGCUGCUUCCGGAAAAUGAUUUUUUGCUUUUGAGCACCUGCGAAAGGUGUGCAUAAGUCUGAUGCUGCCUAAAAUGCAGCAUUUCAACUCCAGGAAGCUCAGAACUUUUAAGACAGCAGCCCUGGUUCUGUUCACUAAAGGAAAAUUGAGUACAUGUCUGUCACACCUUUAAUAUGCAAACUAGUAUGUCUGUCAGUUUUUACAUGAGCUCAUUCUUCCUUUAAGAAUUUUCCGCUCUUCAAGCCACUUGGAAUAUUGCUCUUCACCCUGAUUUUCUGUAGACAACAAGCUGACUUCAAACCUGUAUUUUAAAGCUGCAGGUGUGUGUAGUUAAGUUGUGCGCAAGACCCUUUGAAGUGGGUUGGAUUUAUGCAUUUGUAACUGCACAGAAUUGCAGCCUGCUUCAUGGGGUCCAUGUCUAUUAUAUGAGCUCUACUGCUGAUGACUUGUUCAAUAGCCUUAUCUCUCAUUGAUCAAGACCACACUCAUGUCCCCAUCAGAGACCCAGCCACUGUCAUGCCACGCAAAGGUCAUAUAACAAACCGAGCUAAGUUGUGAACAGAUAGUAUAUGUAGCCUUGUGCUUCAGCAUAAUUCAGAUUCAUUUCACACACCAGAAAACAGUUGAUCCCCUGACCAGCCUAAUUUUUACUUGAAAUUAGCUAGCAGUAAUGGCAAGCUGAAACUUGUUUUGUGCACGAGUUAAUACCACUGAUCAGCAAUUCUAGGAUGAUUUCAAUUUUUGGCAUCUAACGUGACAAAAUGCCCUUCAGGUGGGAUUGUUACAGUUUUCCUUACUAAAAGUCACAUCAGUGCACCUUGCCUGGGGUUUUUUUGUGUAUGAGUGUGAGUGUGUGUGUGUGUACAGAAACAUUGUCAAGCUGUGAAAGAAAAAUGGCUGAAGGUGUGCUAUUGUAUAAAAGGUGAGCAAUAAAAGUAUCUGUUCUCCUA